Boleophthalmus pectinirostris (great blue-spotted mudskipper) is the source of this 1317-nucleotide messenger RNA. Its product is annotated as variant-specific surface protein VSP4A1-like. NCBI's taxonomy places the organism in Eukaryota, Metazoa, Chordata, Actinopteri, Gobiiformes, Gobiidae. The transcript has 10 exons. The record is from RefSeq and is a predicted model, not a curated record. The coding region runs from base 52 to 1317 and encodes 421 amino acids.
ACAGGAGCAGACAGGAGCAGACAGGAGCAGACAGGAGCAGACAGGAGCAGGAUGAUGAAGACGUCUGUGAAGCUCUUGACUCUGGUGGCUCUGUUCAUCUGUGUCCACUCAGCUGCUGGUCUGCAGUGCUGGUCCUGUGAAGGUUCUUCGUGUUCUUCUCCGACAUCACAGAACUGCUCAUCAGGAGAGACCCAGUGUCUCUCCAGGACUUACAUCGUCUCCUACAACUAUGGAGACUACAGCAGUAACACCACCUCCACUUAUAAAGGCUGUGCUUCUGCUUCGGAAUGUGCAGCUGAAGGGUUUUCUUCAUAUAAUUAUGGUCCCUACUCUAAUGAUGUAAACACCACGUGCUGCGACACAGACAACUGCAACAAUGAGAAUCCAUCCAUUGUGGCGCCCCCUGUUGGCUCUCUGCAGUGUUACAGCUGUGAUCCUUACUCUUAUGAAUGCACUGCCAAUGUGACCUGUAACACCCAGGAGGUGUGUGGACAGGCUGUGGAUGUCCUUACAAAUGACCAGUAUAACUUCUCCCGUCCAUUUUACGGCUGUGUCUCUGAGAAUCUGUGCAACAACACCAACCUGUCACAACUAUAUAUUGGCUUCAGUAGCCCAGUGUCCUGCUGCAACACUUCCCACUGCAACGUCCCAGAUCUGGGGUUACAGUGUUCGACGUGCACAGACUCGUCAUGUUCUUCUCAGCGUUCGGUGACCUGCUCCAAACUCGCCCCCUUCUGUUACUCUCAGGGCUACGCAGUUUCUAACAGUGAUGGAAGCUACAGCUCCAGUGGGAUACAAAAAGGCUGUGCUUCUCCCUCGGUCUGUACAGCUGCAGGGUCUCAGGUUGUUUCUGGUGACUUUGGUGACAUUUCUUACAUCAUAAAGAAAACAUGCUGCGACACAGACGACUGCAACGCUCCAAACCCGACCUUUCGCAGACUUCAGUGCAUAAGCGGCUCCGACUCUGAGCAGCGUUCAGUCUACUGCCCCUAUUUAAGUACAGCGUGUAUCUCUCUGUCCUACACAGUCUCCUACAACUAUGGAAACUACAGCAGUAACACCACCUCCACUUAUAAAGGCUGUGCUUCUGCUUCGGAAUGUGCAGCUGAAGGGUUUUCAUCAUAUAAUUAUGGUCCCUACUCUUAUGAUAUAAACACCACGUGCUGCGACACAGACAACUGCAACAACCAGAAUCAGCCCAUUGUGGCGCCCCCUGUUGGCUCUCUGCAGUGUUACAGCUGUGAUCCUUUCACUUAUGAAUGCACUGCCAAUGUGAGCUGUAACACCCAGGAGGUGUGUGGCACAGGCUGUGGGUGA